Molecule: messenger RNA, 813 nt
Organism: Oryza sativa Japonica Group (Japanese rice)
Lineage: Eukaryota; Viridiplantae; Streptophyta; Magnoliopsida; Poales; Poaceae
Source: RefSeq, a predicted model, not a curated record
UCGCUCCUCCUCCACUCGCGCUCCGCCUCUCUCUCUCUCUCCAUCGAUCCAAGCCCCCCCCCCCCCCCCCCCAGAUCCCCCUCGCCGCCUCGCCACCGCGUCGGCCAUGGCGGACCAGCUCACCGACGACCAGAUCGCCGAGUUCAAGGAGGCCUUCAGCCUCUUCGACAAGGACGGCGACGGCUGCAUCACCACCAAGGAGCUUGGAACUGUGAUGCGCUCAUUAGGGCAGAACCCCACUGAGGCUGAGCUUCAGGACAUGAUCAACGAGGUGGAUGCUGAUGGAAAUGGAACGAUUGACUUUCCUGAGUUUCUCAACCUGAUGGCACGCAAGAUGAAGGACACUGAUUCUGAGGAGGAGCUCAAGGAAGCCUUCCGUGUAUUUGACAAGGACCAGAAUGGCUUCAUCUCGGCAGCUGAACUCCGUCAUGUCAUGACCAACCUUGGUGAGAAGCUUACAGACGAGGAGGUGGACGAGAUGAUCCGUGAGGCUGAUGUCGAUGGUGAUGGUCAGAUCAAUUACGAAGAAUUCGUGAAGGUGAUGAUGGCCAAGUGAGAUGCCAUCUAGUUACUCUCCUGGUGGUAGUAACCAGUGUAGCUUUGAAAACUGACAGCAUUUGGUUAUGGGAAUGAACAUGUUUGUUGUUUGUUUUCUUCUCAGGAAUGUUUGGUAAUUUCGUUUGGAUUUUGUUUGCAGUUGUACAACAUUUGUGUUAUCUUGGUACAAUGAUGCUUUCACCCUCCAAAUUGUCAUAAUCUUCUUGUAGAGCAUGGUGCUGAAGUUCAGGAACUAUGAAACCCUUUGUUUGCGUA